AGUCUCCCCCAUAUAAACCCUGGGUGGAGCUAGUUCAGUCUCACAGUCUCUUCUCUACAGAGUGCAGCAAGGUCAAGUCCUGAGAGAGAGUGUCUGGUGAGGAGGCCCAAAGCCUACCACGCAGCCACGCAUCCACAAGUCUACUGCCCCACAGGUGAACGUCAAAACCUGGGUUUUUUUCAGGACUGUUUACUGAUGGCCCAUCCUUAGGAUAAGAAGAACAAAGAAUACUCCUGCAACACACGGCGGGAUGGAUCAGGCGCUGAGACCAAGAUAUAAUGAGGGAAUUUUAUUACCCACAAUGCAACGUGUUUCGCAGAGAAUCAUUGUCCCAUUGUUGUACUUGGUUCGCAGUACAACUCUCCUUGAUCCCAAUGGCUUACCCAGUCACUGCACAACCUCAAGUGGUGCAAGUAUUCACCAAUUCCAACCCUUUGGCCAGUCAGUGGACUUCAGAUGUCAUGGACUGUUUUAAGGAUAUACCAGUCUGUCUUUGUGGGACAUUUCUCACACCCUGCCUUGCUUGCAGAGUGGCUUCAGAUUUUGGAGAGUGCUGCUGUCUGCCAGCGGUAGGGGGCGCGGUGCUCGCCUUACGUACCGGCAUAAGAGAGCGACAUCACAUCCCGGGCACCAUCUGCAAUGACUGCGUGUGUCUCACAUUUUGUGGCCCCUGCACUCUUUGUCAAAUGGCUCGUGAGCUGAAGGCAAGAAAGUGAUGAGAUGACGUCCUGGACUAGUGGAUUGGCAGAAUAGAUAUAGUCAUAUAAAAAAAAAGACAUGGUUCCCCCCCCCCCCCCUUACCCCAGCUUUCAUGGGGACAACCCCAUCUGUAGAAGCUAAAAGAAGAAUGGCCUCUUAAAGACGGGUGUGAACUCAUGACUGGUUUUAAUACACUGGGGUCCACAUACACCUCUAUAAACAUACAACAUCGACUCAGUACAAGUUAAUGGGGGCUGUAGAUAAGCGGCUACCAGAUAUUACUAAGGUUGUCCAUAAUCCAAACCUGUCUAGUCCAGGCUAUCCCCACAUACAUUAGACUGCCAACUUGUUAAUGGACCCUGUUUAAAGAGGUACUCCCGUGGAAAACUUUUUUUUCUUUUUUUAAAUCAACUGGUGCCAGAAAGUCAAACAGAUUUGUAACUUACUUCUAUUCAAUUUUUUUUAUCCUUCCAGUACUUUUUAGGGGCUGUAUACUACAGAGGAAAUGCUUUCCUUUUUGGAUUUAUCUUCUGUCAC
Molecule: messenger RNA, 1236 nt
Organism: Hyla sarda
Lineage: Eukaryota; Metazoa; Chordata; Amphibia; Anura; Hylidae
Product: cornifelin homolog
Exons: 5
Coding region: 279-716 (145 amino acids)
Cellular component (GO): cornified envelope
Source: RefSeq, a predicted model, not a curated record